AUGCCCGAAAGAGGAGCCGGUGGCGAUGGCUCUGCGCCCGCGCGGGCCAUGUCCGCCGCCGACGCGUGGAAGCCCGGUUUCGACAGGCGCCAGAGCUGGAGCAAGGAGGACCAGAAGCACGCCCUGCAGAUGUGUACCGUCGCCGGCAUCGAGACGGGGCUCGGCUUCACCGAGACGAAGAACGUCUCGGACGCGGCCGGCCAACGACAACGCUGA
This is a messenger RNA of Metarhizium album ARSEF 1941, 216 nucleotides long. RefSeq lists its product as uncharacterized. NCBI's taxonomy places the organism in Eukaryota, Fungi, Ascomycota, Sordariomycetes, Hypocreales, Clavicipitaceae. The coding region runs from base 1 to 216 and encodes 71 amino acids. The transcript is spliced from 2 exons. The record is from RefSeq and is a predicted model, not a curated record.